Molecule: messenger RNA, 856 nt
Organism: Psylliodes chrysocephalus
Lineage: Eukaryota; Metazoa; Arthropoda; Insecta; Coleoptera; Chrysomelidae
Source: the annotation of a GenBank genome assembly
GAGCAAACGGAGCAAAAAUGGCGGUAUCGCGUAAAAAAAGCAAAAAACGCAGCAUAAAACGGUUCUAGAAUUCGUUAAAAGAACGAAAUUUGUUAUCUUGACAUUUGCCACAUACCACAGCUGUUUUUGACAUUAUAUUAUAAAUGUAUACGUUUUUAGUUUUUAUGGGCGAAUUAUAAUACAUAAACACGUCACUACUUACCUACAAUUUUAGGAUUUUAGGUAUACUUAUGGCUAGAUUUGAAUAAUUUUAGUAUAAAACUUCGAGAUGACGGACGUAGCAGUGGACGUAUCAGGGGAGAUGGACCCCCCUUUGAUAGUUCAACAAAAAGGAGUUCUUCCAAGUUUUUUGAAAAUUCCUUCCGAAUUGCCUGAUCCCAAGGAGUGGAUUAGUCAUCAGAGGCAAAAUGUUAGGAGUUGGUUGCUUUUUGUUCAAACUUCCAAUUUUAAAGUGCCACCAUCAAUACCCAGAGUUGGAAAGAGGAUUAUGAGAAAUAUCGAAUAUUUUCAAGCGAAUUAUUUAUUUGUGUUCCUAGGGCUCAUUGUUUAUUGCUUGAUAACUUCACCACUUAUUUUAAUAGCAUUAGCUGGAACGUUUUACGCAGGUUACCGACUUAAUAAACGUAACCAAGAAAAGAAACUAAUAAUUUUUGGUAGAGAAUUAACUAUAGCACAACAAUAUGGACUUGUAACGGCUUGUUCAUUGCCUGUUUAUUACUUAGUAGGUGCACACGGAGCGAUGUUUUGGGUAAUAGGAGCAUCAUGUGUGAUUAUAACUCUACAUGCUGCAUUUUAUAAUAUUGAAACCAUUAUUGCAAAGGAAGAAGAUUCUUAUGCUCUGUUGGAGGAGGUUUAA